AUGGAGUUUCCUCAAGCGUUCCCUCCGCCGGCCGAUGGCGUUCGGCACCAGCAGCCGGACACGGAGGCGCUGCUGGCGGGGCGCAGCCUGGGCGCCGGCACCCUCUACAUCGCCGAGAGUCGCCUGUCUUGGUUGGAAAACUCUGGAGUUGGCUUCUCCUUGGAUUAUCCCACCAUAAGCUUACAUGCCGUCUCCAGGGACCUGAGCGCCUUCCCAAGGGAGCACUUGUAUGUCAUGGUGAACGCCAAAUUUGAAGAGGAGACAAAAGAGGCUCCCAUGGCUGAAGGGGAGGAGGAGGACGACAGCGAUGACGAUGUUGAACCGAUUGCAGAAUUCCGAUUUGUACCUAAUGACAAAUCAGCCUUGGAAGCCAUGUUUUCAGCCAUGUGUGAAUGCCAAGCUCUGCACCCAGACCCGGACGAUGACGAUUCAGACAACGAUUACGAAGGGGACGAGUACGAUGUUGAGGCCCGCGAGCUAGAACAAGGUGACAUCCCAAGCUUUUACACGUACGAAGAAGGAUUGUCACAUUUAACUGCAGAAGGUCAGGCCACGCUGGAGAGGUUAGAAGGCAUGUUAGCCCAGUCUGUCAGCACUCAGUACAACAUGGCUGGAGUGAGAACAGAGGACUCGAUAAGGGAGUUUGAAGAUGGGAUGGAGGUGGACGUAGCACCAGUAGUUGCUGGGCAGUUUGAAGAUGCAGAAGUCGAUCACUGAGGAGGACCUACGCUGCUAUUCCUCUUGUGGCACUUCCAGAAUAAGCUGUAAAACCGAAGGCAUUGCAGUGACUAUCGGGAGUUAACCUUUUUUUUAAAUGACCUAAGCUUAGACAUCUAGGUCAAUAAAUGCUUUUAGAGUUGUUUAAAACAGGGUUUGACAUUUGUGACCACUAUGGGGUUAUUUAAAAAAAACAAAAACAAAAACAAUAAAACCUCUUGCAUCUAACACUUGAAUGGGGCUAAUCGGGGUCAUUUCGUAGUAUCACAGAAUGAUUUGGGUUGGAACAUCCCAGUUAAAGAUCAUCUAGUUCCAACCCCCUUUGCCAUGGGCAGGGAUGGCAUUCAGUAGAUCAAGUUGCUCAGGACCCCAUCCCAAGCUGGCUGUGGAACACUUCCAGGGAUGGGUUCACUCUCUGAGCAACCUCUCUGGCCUUUUAAAGAAGCCUUUGUAGGAAUUCUAGGACUUGAGAAAUAAAACUGUAAGUAGAACAGAAUUUUAGAUUGUCCUGGAAUUUUCCAUAUUUUUUUACCUGUUCAUUGACUCCAUGGUGUAGAAUGGACAUAGAAGUGUGACAGCUAAAAGGAAAUAGGGUUGCCAAGGAUUAAAAGCAAAAGUAAAUUAAAAGCCCCACAAGUAACUGGCUUUAUCAUUUCAGUGCUAUCCCUUUCAUUUCUCUGAGAAGCAGAGUUUGGGCGUAGAGGAGAUGGAGUAAAGUCUGUAAUGUCCGGAGAAGGAGAACUGUUUUGUGUCUUUAUAUUAAAUGUUAACAUUGUUAAAUAAACUAAGAUUUUUGUAUCUCACAACCA
This is a messenger RNA of Manacus vitellinus (golden-collared manakin), 1526 nucleotides long. It is a transcript of the gene CLNS1A, whose product is annotated as chloride nucleotide-sensitive channel 1A. NCBI's taxonomy places the organism in Eukaryota, Metazoa, Chordata, Aves, Passeriformes, Pipridae. Gene Ontology annotation, biological process: cell volume homeostasis; spliceosomal snRNP assembly; chloride transport. Gene Ontology annotation, cellular component: pICln-Sm protein complex; cytosol; methylosome. The record is from RefSeq and is a predicted model, not a curated record.